CAGGCUUGUUGGAAUUGGGAAAAUUUAACUUUAAUUUAGCACCACUUAAAGCAACUUAACCGGCCCUAAAAUGCAACGUGAUUACGCAGCCGAUAAAGAAACUAUUAAAUCUUUUCUGGCCGAGUUUUACCGCGAAGAAGAUGAUGGAAGGAAAAACUUUGUGUACGCGCGGCAGAUGACCAAAAUAGUGCACCGCGAACAGGUGCAGCUUACGGUGGAUAUGGACGAUGUGGCCAGUUUCCAGGACGAGCUGGCGCUGGCGAUGCAGUCCAACAGCCGACGCUAUGUGAAGCUCUUCUCAGACGCCAUCUUCGAGCUGCUGCCACAGUACAAGGAGCACGAAGUGAUGCACAAGGACACCCUGGACAUCUACAUCGAGCACCGGCUGACGGAGCACGGCCGCUUGCACAAUCCGAACGAUGUGCGCGACCCGCGGAACGCGAUUCCCAUGGAGCUGGUCAAGCGGUACGACGUGUACUUUAAGGCCCCGAGCACUGCGAAAGCUCUCUCGAUCCGCGACGUAAAGGCUGACUCUAUCGGAAAGCUGGUGGCCGUGCGCGGUAUCGUGACGCGGUGCACCGAGGUCAAGCCGAUGAUGACGGUGGCGACGUAUACGUGCGAUCGGUGCGGCUCGGAAACUUACCAACCGGUGACGGCCAUGAGCUUCCGGCCAACGAUCGAUUGCCCGUCCGAGGACUGUCGAGUCAACAAGGCAGGCGGCAGAUUGUAUCUGCAGACACGCGGCUCGAAAUUUGUCAAGUUCCAAGAGAUCAAAAUGCAGGAACACAGCGACCAAGUGCCAGUGGGUCACAUACCGCGCUCGCUGACGGUGAUGUGUCGCGGCGAGACGACGCGUUGCGCUCAACCGGGCGAUCAUGUGGUGGUGACCGGGAUUUUCUUGCCCAUCCAGAAGACGGGUUUCCGGGCGGUCGUUUCGGGACUGCUGAGCGAAACGUUUGUCGACGCGCAUCGGAUCUUGUGUUUAAACAAGUCCGACGAUGGUGAGCUGAGCAACGAGCUGACACAGGAAGAGCUGGACGAGCUGGCAAAGGAUGAUUUCUACACGCGGAUCGCGAGCAGUCUUGCGCCGGAGAUUUACGGUCACUUGGACGUGAAGAAAGCGCUGCUGCUGCUACUGGUCGGUGGUGUGGAUAAGAGCCCGGAUGGGAUGAAGAUUCGUGGUAACAUUAACAUCUGCCUAAUGGGCGAUCCGGGUGUGGCCAAAUCGCAGCUGCUCGGGUACAUCGAUCGACUGGCGAUGCGCAGCCAGUACACGACCGGGCGCGGUUCUUCGGGCGUUGGUUUAACGGCGGCCGUCAUGAAGGACCCGCUAACGGGUGAGAUGAUUCUCGAAGGAGGAGCCCUGGUGCUGGCCGAUCAGGGCGUAUGCUGUAUCGAUGAGUUUGACAAAAUGGCCGAAGGGGACCGUGUAUCGAUCCACGAGGUGAUGGAACAGCAAACAAUCUCGAUCGCCAAAGCGGGCAUCAUGACGUGCUUGAAUGCACGCGUGUCGAUCCUGGCCGCCGCCAAUCCGGCAUACGGACGAUACAAUCCCCGGCGUACGAUCGAGCAAAACAUUCAACUGCCGGCCGCACUACUGUCACGCUUCGAUUUACUGUGGCUCAUCCAGGACGUACCGGAUCGGGACAAUGAUCUUCGCCUAGCCAAACACAUCACGUACGUGCACAGCCACGGCAAGCAGCCUCCGUCGCGCAUCAAGACACUCGAGAUGGCACUCAUCCGGCGCUACAUCUCGCUGUGUAAGCGCAAGACUCCCGUCAUCACACCCGAGUUAACGGAUUACAUCGUCAAUGCGUACGUUGAGCUGCGCCGUGAAGCGCGCAACGGUCGCGACAUGACGUUCACAUCCGCCCGCAAUCUGCUCGGCAUUUUGCGCCUUUCGACGGCGUUGGCUCGCCUGCGACUGUCCGAUACCGUACACAAGGACGACGUACAGGAGGCCCUUCGUUUGCUUGAAAUGUCCAAAGAUUCCCUGAACCAAACCGAACAACGUGUCACGCAUGUCCAAAACACGUCCGAUAAAAUCUUUGCCCUCGUGCGCGAGUUGGCCGGCGAAAGCAAAACGGUUAAGGUCUCCGACAUAAUGGAACGCUGCACAACGAAGGGCUACAAACCGGACGAGAUCGACGCGUGCAUCGAGGAAUACGAGGAGCUGAACGUGUGGCAGGUCAACCAGACACGAACCAAAAUCACCUUUAUCUAA
This is a messenger RNA of Anopheles cruzii, 2224 nucleotides long. RefSeq names its product DNA replication licensing factor Mcm7 (gene Mcm7). Gene Ontology annotation, molecular function: single-stranded DNA binding; ATP hydrolysis activity; ATP binding. The record is from RefSeq and is a predicted model, not a curated record. The transcript is spliced from 3 exons. The coding region runs from base 71 to 2224 and encodes 717 amino acids. Lineage: Eukaryota; Metazoa; Arthropoda; Insecta; Diptera; Culicidae. Gene Ontology annotation, biological process: DNA replication initiation; double-strand break repair via break-induced replication; DNA replication. Gene Ontology annotation, cellular component: MCM complex; nucleus.